UUCUACGACGCUUCUACGACGCCGCCGCCGACCAUACAUCUACAUACCGAUAAACACGUCCGUCUUCGCAACGCUACGCAUCUAUCCACGUCGGUCGCAUAACGGACACUACGAAGGAGAUAAUAAUCCGAAUUCCACGCAACCCCGGAAGAACCUCGCUUCAUCGUUUCACGUCCCAUCAUUACCGACCGAUAACUGUACCGCAAAGUAAUGACGACAGUGCAACCCACAUCAUCAUCCUCGCAACCAGGGUUUAUGCAAUUUGAAACUGAUGAGUUGGAGCGAACUGGACAUGGUGGAAGCGGUGGUGGUGGUGCUGGAGGAAGCGCGGACAACGAUGGCGGCCUGAGUGCUCCCCCGCCUCCUAAUCGUAAGCGGGGAGAUAGCAAUACCGAGGACGAUGGUGCACACCACAACAAUACUCACCACCACCGCGAGCCACAUCCGUUAGAGGAGGAGGUGGAUGGCCACUAUCAACAGUACGGUGAUAAUGGUAGCUAUGAGCCGGAACACGAGGAUGACGACGGCGAGGAUCAUGGCCGGUAUGAGGAUUUGGAGUACGAUGAACGCGGAUAUAGCGGCCCUUCCGACCAGGACAAGUCGCAUCACCAACAACACCACGCCUUUCAGCACGAUGUCCAAGCGCAACAGCAGCAACCGGAGAAAGAUGAAGCUCGGAACGAACAGCACCAUUCCCCGACCAAGCCCUUCGGCAAACCGAUGAACAAAGCACUGAAGACCCAAUUUGAUCUGGAGUCGCAGAGGCACAUCGAAGUAGAUCCAACCCCCGACACCUCCCCGUUGGUCCAGUUCUCUAAGCUAGUUGCUCCGCAGUACCAGCGGCGGGACCCGGAGACUCUGUCACAACACUCCCAGAGCUCCGCCCAUUACUCCUCACGGCCUAGCAACGGCAACGGCAGUGGCAAUAAUAAUAACCAGCAUGGAUCGUACGAUGAACAGCCCGGCUCGGCCGACUUCUUGGAUCGGCGAAAACCGCCUCCCGUGUUGGACCGAAAUGCCAAAACAUUCGAUGUUCCUCAACCGCAGCGUUCACCAAUACGGCAAUUCUCGCAGCCCGCAAGCGACAGCCAGCUUCGCGGGUCUUACAAUGAGCAUCAGCAUCAGCAGAACCGCAAUUCCCAGGACAUGACCUCGGGAAACUCGCCGAACCACAACUACAGCAAUCCGGUGCCCAUCCCAUCGCGCUCGUAUGAUGCUGAGUUAUCGCGACCGCAACAGCAGUCGCAGCAACAGCAAUCUUCGCUCAAGUCGCCGCCGUCGAUUACGACCGGCCAACUCUCGGGCAGCUUUAGGCAGCAAGAGUUAUCGUCAUCUCACCACUCAAACCCAGUGUUUGGUGGCCCAUCGCCGAGCAACGUGACCUCCCACAUGACGCAGAGCUACAGCUCGCAGUUUGGGGCUCCGGAGCCGGUGCAUUUCCCUUCUCAUCUGUCGACUUCACCUCACGCUGCGCCUAAUCAGACCCCCGCAUUCCCAGUCGCGCAACCGUUCCAGCCGCCUCCUGCAGGAGUGCAACCAUCCCUGUACUCGAAUCACAGAGAGGCACAGCCGGCCCAGCAUGGCGAGGGAGCACCUAUGGAGGCCAACUUCCCGGCAGGAUGGGUUCCGGAAGACGACGACGACGAUGAGGACGAACACCAAGGUUCAAAGUCUUCUACUAAUCCCUUCUCGCCUGAUAUCCAUGACCAACAACCGUAUGGCCAACCACCGCCACAGCAGCAGCAGCAGCAGCUCGCCGGGUCACCGGGAAGCUUUAGCGAUAUCCGGAGUUUGCAGGAGGGUAGUAUCGGCGAGGGACGGUCAUAUAGCCAACGGAGUAACCCGUCCACCAUGUCGCCGGCCGAGGUGUCUGACAAGCCAAGUGCGAUCGGGCGCCCGACACCACCUACACAACCACCGUCUCAGCAGAGUGUGCACUCAACUGCUACCCACGCCUCGCAACAGAGCCAUCAUUCCCAUGCUAUCCAUGCGUCGCAACACACUCACACGUCGCACCAAUCGCAACAACAGCCAAAACAGCAACGAGGUGGUAAUGGUGGUAAUGGUGGUGGUGGCGGCGGUGGGUACGGCGGAUAUCACGAGACACCACCAUAUUCGAAUGCAUCCCCGCAGUCGAAUAUCUCUGGUUAUUCGCAGAUUCCACCUCCCGCCAUCCCGCCCAAGCAGCCGCUCGAUGGUGCGGAUCGCGAGCGUGAAAGGGAACAACAGGAGCAACUGCAGCGUGCGGCGGCAUUCAGCUAUCAGCAGCACCUGCAGAGACACCUCGUUAAUGCUUCGACUUCUCCGGGUGGUAUGACCGGCUAUGGACCUCCGCCCCCGAUUGGGCAGCAGAAGCGAGAUACCGCACCGCGUGUCACGAGCCCGCUGUCAAUUCGGAAGAAUGAGCCUUCCAACUUCCGUCCUCCGCAACAGCAGCAGCAUCAACAGCAACAGCAGCAACAGCAACAGCAGCAGCAACAACAUCAACAGCAGCAGCAGCAGCAGCAGCAGCAGCAGCAGCAGCAGCCGCAGAAGCAGCGGUAUCAGCAACAAGAGGAAGAGACUUCUCAGUCUUACACCGGAGGCCAGCGUUCGCCAGGACAUCAGCAACAAAGCCCCCAACAAGAGCGAGAGCGAAAGGUGUCCUUUGGGCAAGGUUCCAACUCAGGAAACAGUCCGAAGCAGCAAGCGCGAGGAGGACAGGGUCAAAGAAGUCCACAAGAGCGGACGCACCGGGGCUCGCAAUACAAUGGUUCGCCACACGGUUCACAAACCGGAACUUCCGGCCCGAAACAACCAUACUCGCCUCCCCGCAAAUAUCAUCAACAGCAAUCUGCGCCAUCACCACCUCCUCAUCCCAACGCUGAUUCACCUCCCCAGCAUGGCCGUGAUAUGAACCAACCGCAGCCCCAGCGGUACAUGAUGCCGCCGCUUCUCACACCUGUCAGUGACGGGCCGGCUCCUCCGCCGGCACCGUCCUGCCCUCCGCCCGACACACCCGUUAGCGAUAACGGUGGUCAGAGAGGACCCCCUGGAGGCUUCAUCAAAGGAAUCGCCCUCGGAGCUGGUGCCCCAGGAUAUAAGGGGUUUAUGGGAAUUCCAUUGAUGGGCAAGAGUGUGGGGGAUACUCGUGGGGAGGCCAAUGAUGGCGGAACUCCGACCGGGUUCUUGACUCGGAAACCAACACGGAAGACGCAAGAGCAGAGCCGGGGACCCCCGCCUUUGGGUGCACGUCCCCGUGGUUCUAGUGGUUCCAGUGGAUUGGGCAAGAUGGAACGACCCGGUAGCGCCGAGGGCGAUGAUCCGAUUCCUCCUGAAUACCGACCGAGAGGUGGGGACAAGGACGAGACUGGCGCGCCUCUCAGGAAAGAAAAAGGGUCUGGUGUGGGAUUGGGAUUGGACGGGCAGCAGAAUCAGCAGCAGAGCAGCGUCAACCCAACCCAGCAGAUGCAACAGCUAAGGCGGCCGCCUGCUGGCAAUGUUGGCAAUGUUGGUCGCUCGCCUGAGAAGUUCGUCAAAUCGCCGGCUCAGCCGGGUUCACAGCAGAGAAGUCCCGCAGAAGUCGGGUUGGGGGGAUACUUGUACUCGAAGCCCGUCCCGCCGCCAUCCGUUGGGAACUCUGGAACGUCAAAUCCGCGAUUCCCCAGUGGUCACGUCACUUCGCCUCUCACUCAAGCUACGAGUCCUACUGGAAACAUUGGUACGAGGGAGAGCGUGAUGCGUGGUCAAUGGGUAGACGACACUGCCGCUGUCUCUGGACCUGCACCGCCUGUGCGGAAACCCGACCCGCCUCAGAUGCCGGCCCACCCAGUCUACACUGGAUAUGAGAAUGGAGGUGGUAAUAGUUACUCGCAGAACUAUCAGAAGCCCCAGUCUCACGCCGCUAGCCCUCUCGAAGCGGUAGUGCCGGAUGAUGUCGAGAAUGUCACUAACCCUAGCGAGAGUCCGACUCCGGAUAUCCCGCACAUGCCAUUACCGGGGACCACACAACACCAUGAUCAUUCCAAGAGAGGCAUCGGCAGCCAGGAAGCGUUGUUUGCAACAUUCUCAGAUCUCCUUCCUAGCCUUCCGUCAACUCAUGUCAAUGCGCUUUUGAACUUUGCCAUGUAUCUGACCGAGGAUAUCAUCGUUGCCGAGAAGGCCGAGAACCUCAGGAUGAACUCUUACAAUGCGCCAGGUAGCAAGGAACAAUUGAGUCUCUUGGGCGAUCAACGGAUGAGACUCUACCGGGAUUGGGCCGGCCUGGAGGAGGUUGCACGGAGCCGUCAAGUUGCGGCGAUGAGGGCACCACCCCCAGAACCAAAGGAGCCCCGACAUGCCUACCACGGUAAGAAACACCAGGGAAAUAGCGUCGGCUACGAGGGAAUGCAGCCACUGCCACCGCCACCCAAUUUGGGAGGUCUGGACGAGUUCGGAAGCGAUAAGUACCAUCACUCACAAAGCCACCACGGAUCUUCUCACGGAGGCUAUGGUGGGAUGCCCGAACCUCCGGACAACUACCGCGACGAUACACCCUCACCAACGCCCACCGUUGAGCAGAUUGCCGCAGCCACCAAGGUCGAGCUUGAGCUCCUCAUGCCGCGUCCUAUGCCGCAUGUUACCGCUGUCCGAAUCGACCCCAGUACCCGCCGCAAGUUUGAGGAUGAUGCGUCCACUGUGGCCUCCGUCUCACGGGCGGAGAACAGAAUUGAUAUGGGACUUGCCGGUGGAACACCGUACCCCUUCCCGUUCCCCAAGCGGCAGGAAUUCGACUACGAGGAGGACCGCCCAGUAGACACGAAGGGGCUUUCUGCGGUUAUCUUGUCAUUUACGAAGGCGAAGAGCAAGGACGAUGGGGAGAUCAUCGCAGACAUUCCGCCGUUCCUCCACAUGGCAUAUGCUGCGCUGGAUAAGGCUGUCAACCAGGCACCCGUUGACCAGUACCUCGACAACGCGAGAAAGAUGCUGGAGCAGAAGACGAAUAACCGGAUCAAUGUGUUCCAGCAGAAUGCCAUGAAACGCGCCCAGUUGAACCAGAGCCAUACCACCACCGCGUACAAUAGUGGUCGUUACACUUUUGCUGAUAUCGAGCGGAUGCGGGAGUCUUUCGAGCACGAGGAGGCCAAGAACAAGAUGGAGCUCGAUUCCGAGAUCUACUCGAUCUUCGAAAACGAGUACGUCGAAGUGGCUUACAAGGAGGUCAAGACGCAGCUCGAGGAUCUCGGUGGCCGGUGGUAUGAGGAGGUCAAGAACUGGUUAUUUACCGUCACCGCACAGGAUACCCGAGGUACUGGAACGGCACUGGAGUACCAUCUCCUGCUCGAAGCUAUCGAUCUCCUCAACAAGCUUCACGUCACAAUGGAGCAGCACGAACACGUCCUUCAGUCUCUCGUUACCGAGCGAAACGCCCGUUACCUUCAGAUCUCCGUCGGUCCGCUUCUGCAGGCUGGCGAGACGGUGCGUGCCGCGGAUGCCGAGCGCCGUUACUGGAUCGAUGAGCAGGAGCGGCAAAUCCGGAGCAAGAUCGAGCGCGGAAAGCGGGUCGCGGAACACCGCAGCUGCGUUGACCGUGUCGGCGAGCAGGUCGUCGAAGGUCUGCGCAAGCGUUACGGCGAAGUCCUUGAGGCUGUCUGGGGUGUUGUGUGGCAGUUCCCGCCCUCGAUCCAACCCACAUUGCUUCGCAAGUUCUUCGACGAGAACACGCUGCCCCUUCCCAACGCCGAGUCGCCGACUUCCUACACGGUCGCACAGGAGAACGUUCAAGCUCUCGCUGAAGCCGUUUCCACUCUUGGUGAGAUAGUUGCGUUGAUCAAGCUGGCGAUGGAUUUCCGAUCUGCUCCCGCCGUCCGUGUGGUCGAGGCGCAGCUCGCGAUUCAAGUCGCCGAAGAGCAUGCCCGGGCCAACGGAGUCACGGCGCCCGCUGCCACCGCAGCGGCCUGCAUGAAGGGAGUGAAGCAGCGUCUUCCUGGUGCACUGAAACGCGUCGGCGACGAAUGCCGGAGCCUCAGCGAAAAUGUCGUCGGAGGCCUGAUGGAGGUGUUGGAGCGUCUCCGCAUCGGUGUCGAAGAGUUGGCCAUGAAGGGAGGACGUGUCGACGUCGGCUUGCACCAGCAGCGCAAGGAGUGGAACCAGAGUGUCAUCGGGGGUGGAGUGGGGGUUCCCAUCGGCGAGAAUGUGUGGCAGCAGGGUAGCGGCGAGAACUGGGUUACUGCCAGUGCUGGAUACACUCCUGCGCCGCCCCCUCCGCAAAACCAGGGCGUCAGGUUGCCGCAGCCCCAGCAACAGCAGGGACAGUCUUCUGGCGGAAUGAGUGUCAACUCGAUGUUGGGUGGAUUUAGGCGAUCGGGAGGUCCCAACUCGUACCUUGUUUCGCCCGGUGGCUACAGCCCCGGCGGAUUCUCGCCUGCGGGCUUCAGUGCCAUCAGCACUAGCCAGCCAUGGGGCAUAGCCGGCGGCACGGGAGGAAGCGAGGGACAUGGUGGCAGUCAGGGUAGUGCAGGAUAUUAGUGACUGGGCUGGGCUCGUUUUUUUUCUUCUUUCCUUCUCGAUUAUAAAGCACAUGGGAUUUCCUUUUUUCUCUUGGGCGGGAAUCGUCAUUUCUUUGGCUGUGAUAUUACUUUUUAUUUUUAUUGCUUUGUCUUCAGAGGGCUCUUCUAUACGAGAAUGGAAUUCGUGAUCUUUAUGCACUCACGUUUGUGG
This is a messenger RNA of Tricharina praecox, 6678 nucleotides long. RefSeq lists its product as uncharacterized. The coding region runs from base 211 to 6486 and encodes 2091 amino acids. The record is from RefSeq and is a predicted model, not a curated record. The transcript is spliced from 3 exons. NCBI's taxonomy places the organism in Eukaryota, Fungi, Ascomycota, Pezizomycetes, Pezizales, Pyronemataceae.